Plasmodium reichenowi is the source of this 2583-nucleotide messenger RNA. RefSeq lists its product as hypothetical. NCBI's taxonomy places the organism in Eukaryota, Apicomplexa, Aconoidasida, Haemosporida, Plasmodiidae. The coding region runs from base 1 to 2583 and encodes 860 amino acids. The record is from RefSeq and is a predicted model, not a curated record. The transcript has a single exon.
AUGGUUGUAAAAAAAAUAUCAGGAGAUAUAAUACAACAUUAUGUAGGGAAAAAUGAUUUUAAAAGAAAAUGUUUUAAAGCAUUAGAUAUAUACAGAAAUAAUAAAUCAAAUUUAAGUAUUAUCCAUUUAAAGAGUUAUAUUAAAAACUUAAUAUUAGGGCUAUCAAAUGAUGAGCUGUCAAGUUAUCAAAAUAUGUUUAACAAAAUAAAUGAAAGGAAUAAUAAAUGUAAUAAUUUAUUUUAUAAUAUAUCAAAAGAAUGUAAUAUUAAAAUACAAAUGAAUGAGGAAAAGAAGAAAAGUAGUAACAUACAAAAUGUAUGUAAAUAUAAUUGUGAUAUGCAGAAUAAAAAUUCUUUAUUUAAUUAUGAUAUAAAGUAUAGAAACAAUAUAAGUAUUUUUAUGAAGAGAAGGAAAAAUUUCCAUACUUUGAAUAAAAUAUUUCGAAAAGGAAAGGAUGUAAUACAAGAUAAUAGAAAAUGUAAUGAAUAUAAGAAUGGAAUUAAUAAUAUGAAAAUGAAUAAAAAGGAUGAGUUUAAUAUUCAUAAUGAUAUAAAUAAGAAUGAUAGUAAUAAUAAAAUAUAUGAGAUUUAUGAGAUAUUACAUAAAUAUGAAAAGAGUAUUAAUUUUUAUAAAUAUAUGUUUAUUAUGAAUAGUUUAGUUGUGAUAUUAAUUUUAUGUGGCUUGUUUGUUUUUACGGGAGAUAUAAUAAAUAAAUAUAUUAUAAAUAAGAUUGAAAAAGUAUUAGAAGAUAUAAAGAAUUCAAAAGAAAUUGAAAAUAACCUAAAAGAAAUUAUUAAUAGUUUAAUAUAUAAUGUAGUAGUACAAGAGAAAAAUAAAAUGAUAACUUCAGCCUUUUUUAUUGAUGUAUUAAAAAAUUCAAGAAAAGAUAUGGAAAAUGUAUUUAUAGAUAUUUUAGAAACCGAACAAGUAAAAAAUAAAUUAAGAAAUGUAUUUCAAGAUAUAUCUAUAUAUUUAUGUAAUAAUAAAGAAGUCCAAAAAAAAGUCGCAUACUUAUUAGCAGAAGCAAUUCAUUUACCAGUAUCAAUAUCUAUAUCCAAAAAAUGGAUAAAUGAUUUAUUUAAUUCAGAAGAAGUUACACAGAAUAUGAGAAAUAUUAUAUAUAAAGAAUUAUUUAAGAAUGAUGAAAUGAUAAAUCAUUCCAUUGGAUAUUUACAAUAUAUACUUUUAAAUACAUUACAAAAUAAAAAUACACAUGAAAUGACGAAAUUAUUUUUGAAUUCUAUAUUGUCAAAUCAAGAAUUCCAAAUACAACUUUCUGAAAAUGUAUGGAAAAUUUUUAAAUUAGCCUUAUCCCCAAAAUGGAUGAGUAAUGAAGACUUCAAAAUUGUUUUAAAAGAUAGUAGAGGUGUGGAGAAAAUAAUUAAAAAGGAAUUUAAUGUCAAUAACAAGAAUGUAAACACUAUAAGCUGUGAAAUGGAUAACAAUAUUAAUAGUAAUGGUAAUUAUAGUAGUACAGAUCAUUUGUCCCUCAUCAAUAAAAACUUUUCAAGUAAUGAAGCUAAUAGCAUUAAUAAUCACAGGUGUGAUGAUACAAACAAUCAUAGAUAUGAUGAUACAAACAAUUAUAGAUAUGAUGAUACAAGCAAUCAUAGAUAUGAUGAUACAAGCAAUCAUAGAUAUGGUGAUACAAACAAUCAUAGAUAUGAUGACACAAACAAUUAUAGAUAUGACAAUACAAAAAAUCAUAGAUAUGACAAUACAAAAAAUCAUAGAUAUGAUGAUACAAAAAAUCAUAGAUAUGAUGAUACAAAAAAUCAUAGAUAUGACAAUACAAAAAAUCAUAGAUAUGACAAUACUAACAACCAUAAUGAUGAUAGUGCUUAUAUGUCUUUGGUCGCUUCUGAAGAGGCCAAAACCAAAAUGAAUAUCAAAUAUAUAGACGAAAAACUAAAUAAAGAUAAAGUUAAAUAUAUAGAUAAUUUAAAAAAUACCGAAAAAAAAAAAAGUAUAGAUGGAAAUAUUUUUAUCCCAUUAAAUUAUCCUAUUAAUCAUACAUGUAAUGAUCACGGCAUGUGUAAUAUUUGUCAACAUUUUAAUAAGAAAUUAAAAAAUGAAAUAAAAUUUAUUCUUCAUAUUUUUCAAAAUUAUGAAAACAAUGAAAAAAAUAUUCGUACGAAUAAUAAUUCCAUAUCUAUAAAACCAUAUGAAAAUCAAAAUAAUUUAAAUUUUAAUGAGGAAGUAAAUAAAACAUUACAUUUAAAUAUUAUAACAGACACUUUAAAAUCUUUAUUAAAUUCUUCUCAUAUCUUUUUUGAUAAAACCAUUUUGCGUAUCCCUACAUAUAAAAUUCAAAAUGUUCAAGAAAUGCACGCAAAGUUUACAUAUCCAUUUCUACUCAAUAUUUUUAAACACAUGAAUACAAAUACAGAUAAAAAGAAAUCACAGUCUACUCAAGAUAAUUUAAAUAGUAUACAUAAAGCAAUAUACAAAUACUCGUUAAAGGAAAAAAUAUACUUAAAUUUAGUUGAUAUGUUUUUAUUCUAUUCUUAUAAAUAUUAUUUCUAUUAUUAUUAUGUCAUUAAAUUAAAGUACAUAUUGUAUGACCAUUUUAAGGACAAAUAA